Messenger RNA from Cylindrotheca closterium, 1749 nucleotides. The record is from the annotation of a GenBank genome assembly. NCBI's taxonomy places the organism in Eukaryota, Bacillariophyta, Bacillariophyceae, Bacillariales, Bacillariaceae.
AUGUGUGGAAUCCAGUUACAAGUAUGGACAGAGCAAUCGUCGUCUAGAUGGGAAGAUUUCUAUAGAGAACAUGGUUCGAUUUUACGGAAUCGAGGCCCAGACCAUUGCCAAAUGGUAGAUGCAACAAAGCACUUCUACAGUUGUCGUUCUGUCCAGCUUCGAGCAUCGGUAUUGCAAAUGCGGCACGAACUGAUACCUCAACCAGUGCAGAUUAAAGAUGAUAUGUAUCUCUGUUGGAAUGGGGAAAUUUAUGAAUCAAAUUUGCCGUCCAGCCAAGACGAAGAACAGCAUGAGGAGCUCUGGGAGUACGAAACCUCCGACACCUUAAUCGUCAAAGAAGCACUGAAGGUAGCAUUGUUGGAACAAACAAUUGGCGAUGAUAUUGAUGACGGUAGGAAUAUUGGGAACGCAAUUGCACAAGUCAUGUCCAAAUUGCAUAAUGCCGAAUUCGCUUGCUUGAUACUAACGAAAGACAACAUUUACUACUGUCGUGACAAUUGGGGAAGACGGUCGCUUUUGCGUUGGAACUGUCCUGAUGGGAGUGGCUCCUUCCAGAUUGCUUCGACUGCUGAGAUAUCGACUUCUGAUGCUGAGAAUAAAAGCUACAAUCAAGAUGAUAAAGAAGAAAAGGAAGACGGGCAGGAGUGGACUGAAAUACCGCCCGGGGCAGUCUAUCGAAUACAUAUUGGCGGUGAAGAUGGGACGAUGUCAACUUCUGUAAUUCCGUUUUCAUCUUCUUCCUCCCUCUUGUCUCCGCCGUCUUCCAACUCAAUUCUACCAUCAGUAGUUCCACCUACGCCACCGGAUGGAGUCUCGACUGAGUUGUGGCAAGCAUCCUUUGUCCUUGAAGAUUGUUUGAGACAGGCUGUAAAAAUGCGACUUGACCAACACGCCCCCAGUGCCGUGCUCUUUUCAGGUGGCCUCGAUUCGGCAGUGGUGGCUGCCUUGGCCGCUGCUGAACAAACCGCCACGUCCACUGCAGACCAGAAGCAUCAGCAGUUGUAUUUGUACAAUGUCUCCUUUGGGCCUACAUUUGAAAAGAGCAAUGAUCGGAAGGCCGCCUUGGUGACAGCCGGAAUGUUAAAGGACAGAUAUCAAGAUACGAAGGAUAUAUUAUUUCAAGACAUUGUUGUUGAUUGGGAGGACAUUCAAAAGUACGAACCACACAUUCGGACGCUACUCCAACCAAAGAACACCUUGAUGGACGUCAAUAUUGGAAUUGCUCUAUGGUUUGCGAGUCGUGGUAGUGUCGAUGGCGAUGAGAAUGACGUUUAUCCCGAUGGAGAAAAUCGCAUUCGGAGUCCUCGAGCGCUACUCUUGGGUAUGGGAGCCGACGAACAGCUUGGAGGGUAUGGUCGUCAUCGAAAGGCUUUUGACAAAGGCGGAUGGGGACGACUAAAAGAGGAAUUGGACAUGGAUCAGGCCCGUUUUUGGGAACGAAAUCUUGGUCGAGACGAUCGCAUUUGCGCCGAUCAUGGAAAAGAGGCACGAUUUCCGUUCCUGGAUGCCAAUGUGGUGAACUUUUUGAAGGGGUUGCCGCUGGAUCAAAUUUGCGAUUUCUCUUUGCCUCCUGGGGAAGGAGAUAAGCGCAUCCUCCGUCUGGUGGCAGCUCGAUUGGGAUUGGACCACGCCAGUGGUCUGGUCAAACGAGCUAUUCAGUUUGGAAGCCGGAUAUCACAUUUGAGCGAUGCGAAGCGAUUUGGCAGUCGACGGAAGGCCAAAGGAGAAGCAUCCGUCAAAUCAAAAUAG